Molecule: messenger RNA, 4275 nt
Organism: Musa acuminata subsp. malaccensis (wild Malaysian banana)
Lineage: Eukaryota; Viridiplantae; Streptophyta; Magnoliopsida; Zingiberales; Musaceae
Product: probable phospholipid-transporting ATPase 7
Biological process (GO): phospholipid translocation
Cellular component (GO): plasma membrane
Molecular function (GO): magnesium ion binding; ATPase-coupled intramembrane lipid carrier activity; ATP hydrolysis activity
Source: RefSeq, a predicted model, not a curated record
UUGAGGGCGAUGUGCGAAGUCCGGGAAAUCCUCGCGUUGCGUCUGGAGAGAGAGGGAGAAAGCGAGAGACGGAGGGAGAGGCAGGGAGAGCCUCCCAUCUCUCUCUCGUCCCCUCUCCUCUAGUCUCUUGCUUUGGCGGUCGCUACAUCGUCGAGGAGGAGGUCUUCGUCGGGCGCGAUCUCCGACGCCUAUCGGGCGGUGGCUGGUCCCUGUAGAGUUGGCAUUCCGGAGGGGCUUGGGCAUCGGUUCCAGAUUAGAGAGAAAGUUUCCAACUCUGUUAUGACGGGGGAUGCUUCGUGCUUGUCUGUAGCCUGAGCUUAAAGGAAGUCGAACGAGGGGAGCGAUGGCACGGCGAGUAAGGAAAAGGGAUCGGCUCCGCUGGAGCCUGCUUUAUACUUUCGCCUGUGCCCGCCCGGCCGUGUUAGCGGAUGAUGAGCAAACCCCCUUCCUCCAAGGUCCCGGUUACUCCCGCAUUGUCCACUGCAACCAAUCCCAACUCCACGGCAAGAAGCCCCUCGAUUACUCAAGCAAUUAUAUCUCCACCACGAGGUACAAUGCCAUUACCUUCCUCCCCAAGGCGCUAUUUGAGCAAUUCCGUCGUGUAGCCAAUAUCUAUUUUCUCCUCGCUGCCAUCAUCUCCAUCACCCCUGUGUCCCCAUUCAACCCCAUGAGCAUGAUCGCGCCUCUGGCCUUUGUUGUCGGCCUCAGUAUGGCGAAAGAGGCACUGGAAGAUUGGCGGAGAUUUUAUCAGGACAUGAAAGUCAACAGCCGGAAGGUUAGCGUCCACAACGGGCAGGGGCAGUUUGGUUACAAACCUUGGCAGAAGAUUCGGGUUGGAGAUGUUGUCAAGGUCGAGAAAGACCGGUUCUUUCCGGCUGACUUGCUUCUACUUUCGUCAAGCUAUGAAGAUGGGAUAUGCUAUGUGGAGACUAUGAAUUUGGAUGGUGAGACGAAUUUGAAGGUCAAGAGGUCGCUGGAGGUAACGCUGGCUUUGGAAGAUGAUGAGGCUUUCAGGGAUUUUACAGCCACCCUAAGAUGUGAAGACCCGAAUCCUAAUCUCUACACUUUUGUGGGUAACCUUGAGUAUGAAAGACAAGUCUAUGCACUUGAUCCAAAUCAGGUUCUGCUCAGAGAUUCAAAGCUUAGGAACACUAGCUAUAUAUAUGGAGUGGUUAUCUUCACUGGUCAUGACAGCAAAGUUAUGCAGAAUGCGACAGAAUCACCAUCCAAGAGAAGCAGAAUUGAGAAGAAAAUGGAUAAGAUUAUAUACAUCCUCUUUACUGUUCUCGUACUCAUUUCACUGGUUAGCUCCAUAGGGUUUGCUGUGAUGACAAAAUAUGAUAUGCCGAAUUGGUGGUUCUUGGAACCAAAUAAUACAACAAGCUUGUAUGAUCCUUCAAAGCCAGUGUUAUCUGGUGUUUUUCAUAUGGUCACAGCCCUUAUUCUUUAUGGAUACCUAAUACCUAUUUCACUCUAUGUUUCUAUCGAAGUCGUCAAGGUCUUGCAAGCGACAUUCAUCAAUCAAGACGUUCUCAUGUAUGAUGAGGAGAUAGGAAAACCUGCACGAGCUCGGACUUCAAACUUAAAUGAGGAACUUGGGCAAGUCGAUACAAUUUUGUCGGACAAAACAGGCACUUUAACUUGCAAUCAGAUGGACUUUCUCAAGUGUUCCAUAGCUGGAGUUUCAUAUGGUGUACGUGCUAGUGAAGUGGAAAUUGCUGCUGCAAAGCAGCUGGCAUCGGAGGCCUCUGGUUCUCCUGAGCAUCAUGAUGACACUGAAGAACUUGGGGAGGAUAAUGCGGGUUUUUAUGGGACAUCAGAGAUUGAGUUGGCAAAUGGGAUUACUUGCAUGGUUGAGAAGUCACAUAAGCCUGCCAUAAAGGGUUUCAGUUUCGAAGAUGAUCGCCUAAUGCAUGGAAACUGGACAAACGAGCCCGCUGCCAGUACCAUUCUCAUGUUCUUCAGGAUACUUGCUUUGUGUCAAACAGCAAUUCCUGAGCACAAUAAGGAAACUGGUGGUUUCACCUAUGAAGCAGAAUCACCCGACGAAGGAGCAUUUCUUGUUGCAGCCAGGGAAUUCGGCUUUGAAUUCUGUAAGAGGACUCAGUCUAGCGUAUUCAUCAGGGAGAAAUAUUCUCCUUCCGAGGACCCUGUGGAGAGGGAGUUCAAGAUCCUCAAUCUGUUGGAAUUCAACAGCAAAAGGAAGAGAAUGUCAGUAAUUGUGCGUGAUGAGGGUGGGCAGAUCAUUCUUCUUUGCAAAGGUGCUGACAGCAUCAUCUUUGAUAGACUGUCAAAAAAUGGAAGACUGUACGAGAAUGAUACAAGCAAGCAUCUGAAUGAAUAUGGCGAAGCAGGCUUGCGGACAUUAGCACUGGCAUAUAGGAUGCUUGAUGAAUCUGAGUAUUCUGCUUGGAACACUGAUUUUCUAAAAGCAAAAACUACAAUUGGACCAGAUAGGGAAGCUCAAGUUGAGCGAGUCUCUGAGAAGAUGGAAAGGGAUUUGAUUCUUGUUGGUGCCACUGCUGUGGAAGACAAAUUACAGAGAGGAGUUCCACAGUGUAUAGACAAAUUAGCGCAAGCUGGUCUCAAGAUCUGGGUUCUGACGGGUGAUAAGAUUGAAACUGCAAUAAAUAUAGGAUUUGCUUGCAGUUUACUUAGGCAAGGCAUGAAACAAAUAUCUUUAUCCAUCACAAACAUUGACCUACUGACACAUGAUGCAAACAAGGGUGUGCGUUUACAUUUGAUGACUGAUCAGGCAGCAAAAGAGAACCUUUCGAUGCAAAUAACAAAUGCCUUCCAAAUGAUCAAGCUGGAGAAGGACCCAGAUGCAGCCUUUGCUUUAAUAAUUGAUGGGAAAACCCUAACAUAUGCUCUGGAGGAUGAUUUAAAGAAUCAGUUUUUGAGUCUAGCAGUUGAUUGUGCUUCUGUCAUAUGUUGCCGUGUCUCCCCAAAGCAGAAAGCAAUGGUGACUAGAUUGGUAAAAGAAGGUACAGGAAAAGUUACAUUAGCUGUAGGUGAUGGUGCAAAUGAUGUAGGCAUGAUUCAGGAGGCUGAUAUUGGUGUCGGCAUUAGUGGUGUAGAAGGGAUGCAGGCUGUGAUGGCUAGUGAUUUCUCCAUUUCCCAGUUCAGAUUCCUUGAACGGCUUCUUGUUGUACAUGGCCACUGGUGCUAUAAGAGGAUAGCACUUAUGAUUUGUUACUUCUUCUAUAAAAACAUCGCAUUCGGUCUGACAAUAUUCUACUUCGAGGCAUAUACUGGCUUCUCGGGGCAGUCAGUGUAUGACGACUGGUAUAUGCUACUAUUUAAUGUUGUGCUGACCUCAUUGCCAGUCAUAUCAUUAGGAGUCUUUGAGCAAGAUGUUUCUUCUGAAGUAUGCUUGCAGUUUCCAGCACUGUAUCAACAAGGGCCAAGGGACCUGUUCUUCGGUUGGUACAGGAUUAUCGGUUGGAUGUUUAAUGGUCUCUCUGCGUCCAUCAUCAUAUUUCUCCUCAACAUCGCAAUCUUCUACCACGGAGCAUUCUGUGCCGGUGGCCAGACUGCUGAUUUAGCUGCCGUCGGCACCACCAUGUUCACCUGCAUUAUCUGGGCUGUCAAUGUGCAAAUUGCCCUUAUCAUGAACCACUUCACAUGGAUCCAGCAUCUCUUUGUGUGGGGCAGUGUUGUCGCGUGGUAUCUCUUCUUGGUUGCCUAUGGAUUGUCUUCACCAACAAUCUCCGGGAAUUCCCACCAAAUACUCUCGGAAGCCCUCGGACCAGCACCCGUUUACUGGUCUGCCACACUUCUGGUUACUGCAGUCUGUAACAUUCCAUAUCUGGUUCACAUCUCCUUCCAGAGAACCUUCAAUCCACUGGACAACCAUGUGAUCCACGAAAUCAAACACUACAAGAAGGAUGUAGAAGACCAGCAUAUGUGGAAGAGAGAGAAGUCCAAGGCAAGGCAGAAAACCAAGAUUGGUUUCACUGCAAGGGUGGAUGCCAAGAUCAGGCAGCUCCGAGGAAAGUUACACAGGAAAGUCUCAUCAUUGACCAUUCAUACUGUAUCCUAACCUGUCAGCCACCGUAUCCAUGUCUGCAAAAAUUUUCUUUUUUUUCGUUGCCCCAUUGGUUAGUUUUGGUCUUUCACAUUUUGAUUACCCACCAAUUCGUUUUACACUACGCUUCUUGGGGAUGCUCGACACAAACUUCCCCUGCUUGUAUAAACCCUGCUGCUUUAUCACAUUUAUAGCCAUGUCCAAUCGAAGCUUCAUGGAAAUAGAUGAGGUAACAUAGAACCACA